Closterium sp. NIES-67 is the source of this 3196-nucleotide messenger RNA. The record is from the annotation of a GenBank genome assembly. Lineage: Eukaryota; Viridiplantae; Streptophyta; Zygnematophyceae; Desmidiales; Closteriaceae.
CCUUUGCCUCGCUCCCCAUGCGCGCAUGCAGGCGAUCCCACAGUCCCACCAACACCAACUCUAUAGCAUCUCUCGCCGAGCCACACCGCCUGGGGAGUAUUCGCAUCCAGCACAGCUCGGUAUAGUUUCCGUCACAGCUGGCUGAACGGGAUCGUUUCUCGUUGCCCUUAUAUGAGCGCUAUGACUUUUAAUUGUGAGCGCACGCGUGCUACGUGACAGUAUCGGAAGUAGUAUCAGGAAGCAGGGGGGCUGGCCGUUCGCCUGGUGCCCAGCGUGCAGCGCGGGCGCAUGGAGGGGUAUCCUGCUUCGCGCCACCACCUGCACGCGCCUUCGCACAUUGAAACCGCCUUGCGCUUCCCCGCUCCUUCAAACCUGCAAUGGCGGCCGUUCGUCCCGCCGUCUCGCUAUCAGCUUCUCCGUCACUCUGUAUCGCUACGGCCGCAGCGGUUACCCGGUCGGCAGAGCGCGAGCCUCGCGUGGAGCGGCGGCCACCUCAGCCGCUUCAUCGGCGCUGCGAGCAGCGGGGACGUCAAUGGAAUUGCGCCAAACGAGGCAGAUAAUGUCGGGGAUAAGGCUGGAGGGGUGCGCGAGAAGGCGGAGAGCGCGGAGCUGGCGGACAUCCUGGCGCGCGUGCACGAGGAGAUGGCGGAGGCCACCCGCGCCAAGUUGGACGGGCGCGCGGCGAUCAUGCGGAGCAUGGGGAGCGAGGGCAAGGCGGCGCAGGAACCGGGGGAGCAGCUGCUGCUGGAGCUGCUGCAGGCGGAGGAGCAGCGGCGGACGGGGGCGCAGGGGGGGGCGGAGGCGGAAGAUGAGGCGGAGGCGGAGCAAGGGCCAUGGGAGGAAAUCGCGACCGAACAAGGCGGAAAGGAAUACAGCAGCCUGCCCGUGCCCUUCUCCGCGCUUUCCACUGGCUCGCUUGCGGACCUUCCCGCCGCCACUGCAGCACCCGCUGCUGCCGGCGGCGAUGGGGGGAGUGAUGGGGAGAGAGAUGGGGGGGGUGAUGAGGGGAGUGAGGACGCGCGUCGAAGCGAGACACGGCAGGAGCAGGGGGAGGGAGAGGGGGAGGGCGGAGGGGCGGGGGAGCAGGAGGUGCCGGAGGGGUCGGUGGUGCGGGAGCAGCUGGGGGGCAGGCCGGAGCUGUGGCGCGGCGUGCACGUGGCAGGGGCCAAGUGGGAGGGGGCGGGAGUAGGGGGAGGGGACAGGUCAGGGGGAGAGGGAGGGAGCGGGGAGGGGGCGGGGGUUGGUGAGAGCGGGGGAGCGGGCAGCGGGUCGUAUCUGCAGGCGCGGCAGCUGCUGUCGAGCAUGGCGAAGAGCAUGGAGCAGCUGGAGAGCGGACUCACCGCCCGACACAAGGAGAUGGGCGAGUCGACGCACUUCAUCCGCGGCAUUCGCACCAGCGACCCCGCUGCUGGCCAGGGCGCGGUGGUGCGGCGAGCGGAGGAGAUGGUGGCGCGCAUGCAGCAGCAGUUCAAGGCCAUGGAGACGGAGGCCGCGCAGAAGGACUCCGUGCUCGAGAGGCUGCUGGCGCAUGCCAAGUCCACCAAGAAGCAACUGCGGGCGGUGGAGGAGCGGUCGCGUGUGGAGAAGGACGAGCUCAGGCAGCAGAUGACCCACCAGCAGCAGCGCAUGCAGCAGGAGCUGGAGGGGGCGGCGGGGCGGGAGGAGAGGAUGCGGCGGCAGCUGAUGGAGGCGCAGGAGGGCAUAGCGCACCGCGACGCCUUCCUGCAGCAGCUGCAGGAGGAGGCCGCGCUCUCCGCCUCUGCGCUCAAACAGGCCGCGCGGGCGAUGGUGGCGGCGCGCGACCGCACGCUGCGCAUCGAGGAGCAGCUGGAGUCGAUGGGCGACCAGCUGGCCAAGGAGCGCGCCAAGACGAGGCGAGAGAGGGAGAACACCGCACGCGUCACUGCCGAGCUGGCGGAGGCGCGCAUGGUGGCGGAGGAGAUGGCGGGGCGCGUGGGGCGGCUGGAGGGCGACCUGCUUGAGCGCGACCGCGCGGUGGAGCGCACGCAGCAGGAGGCGGACGCCGUCAGGGCGCAGCUCGCAGCCACACAGCAGGCGCUGGAGGAGGCGGCGCGGCAGGCGGAGGAGGCGGAGGCGCGGAGGCAGCAGGCGGAGGCGGCGGUGGGACAGGAGAGGGCGGCGGCGGCAGCAGCGUUGGAGGCGCAGGCGAGCGCGGAGGAGAGGCUGAGAGAGGCAGAGGGUCGUGUGCAGCAGCUGGCCCUGGAGGUGACCUCGCUCAAGGGCGUGGUGGAGGAGAAGGACUCGCUGAUGGCGGCCGUGAAGGACGAGACGAUGCGCAAUGCAGACAUGCUGCUCGCCGCCGCCACCACACGCAAGGAGCUGGCGGGCGCGGAGGCGCGCAUAUUGGCGCUGCAGGGCGCGGUGGCGGGGCUGGAGGCGGAGGUGCGGCAGCAGGACCAGCUGCUCAACGACAUCCGCGCGGACGCCGUCUCCAGCGCCGAUGCCCUGCGCACCGCCGCCCAGAUCAACCAGGACCUGAAUGCGGCUCGGGAGCGCGAGGCAGAGCUGGUGGAGGAGCUGGAGCAGCGCGAGGCGGAGAUCGAGGGCCUGCGGCGCGACACCACUGAGAACAUCCGCGCCCAGCGCGCAGAGCUGGCGCUGCGCGAGGCGGAGCGGCGGGCGCGGGAGCUGGAGAUGGAGCGGGAGUCGCUGCGGCGGGGCGUGGCGAAGAGGGACCAGGCGCUGGGCCUCAUGAAGCGCGAGCUGGAGCGCAGCGCCCACAUGCUCUCCGCUGCUGCUGACACGCGCCAGGCGCUGCGGAGCAUGAAGGAGCAGAUGGACUGGAUGCAGGAGGAGGCGCGCGCCAAGGAGCAGCGCCUGGCAGCACUGCAGGAGGAGUUCGUCUCCGCACUCAAAGGCACCACCUUCCCUUCCCUGGAUAAGAGCAUGCUAAAGCGAAGGAAGCUGCCACCGCAAGGAAAGUCUAAUGAAGACUCAUGACCUUGGAAGUGAUGUAUGUAGGCUAGUUAGUCACCCCUAUUAGGGAAAUACAGGGUUUUGUCAACAACAAUCAAUGUGUAUUAUCUUGUCCCGUUGCAAUUGAGCAACAUGCAUGUACUUGACUCUGGAGAGUAUCGGGGGGCCUUGGCGGGGAUGCCGAUUGUUUGGUGCGGCGUUCCCAUCGUUUCAUAACCACUUGUUUCAUCUCUCUUCCUUGACCUAUUUAUUACCCUAU